AUGGCGAGCUCCUACAGCCAGCGGUCUCUCAUUGUUCUGUCUCUACUUGGAAUUCUAUCGGCCAUUAUGUCCGUUUUGUCGGUCAUUCUAAUCUUCCAGCUGCAGCCUCACCACGCCGCCGUAAAGGAGACCACCUCCUCGGUUAUACCCGACGACGUCCGCGCCGUCCUGCCGCCGGUGUCCACGGUUCUGUCGGCUCUGUCUCUCACCCUUAACCUGAGCUCCGUGGUGGUUUGUCUCCUACACAGCUACUUUUCCACCGAAGUGUGCCGAGGAGAGCUUGACACAGAGAGAGCAGAUUGGUUUCUUUUGGACAGCAGAGCCCUGCGACAUGUGGCAGUCGGACUGUUCUGCCUCGGAGUGUGUGUCUACUUGGCAGCUAUGUCCAUCUUUAUGCUCCUAACAUUUGAGGUGGAGACAGGUAUUGCCAGCGCAUGCGUCCUGGCCUCUGGGAUCUUGAUCCUGCUAGUAUUAGUGAUCCACUCUCUGGUUAAGGUCUCUCAAAUAGCUAAACGCAGCCGUGCCGACCACCUCGAAACCCUCUUCCGGAAUGAGCACCGACGCAGCAACAGUCCCGUCUCUUGGCCCUGCGAGCUGAAAAUCGGUGUGGACAAACUUCGAGGGCCCGGCAGGCAGUCUCAACUCCAGCAUCACAUCUCGCUCACUCCGUCAGGCAGUCCCAGACACCAGCACUAUCAGCAAGAGUACUCCCCUGCUGCUAAAGAGUCACAAGGCCAUCUUAGCAACGUGGACGGCUACAGCAGCGGAGGUGGCGGCUGUCCUCGCUCAAACAGGUCCUUGUCUACGGAGUCCGCUCUACUACAGGCCCAGGCUAAACCCUGGAACGGCGUCAACAAUGAGAUGAGGAGCGUCCUGGCACGCAAGUCCGGGAUUACGGCAAAAGACUCUACCCUUGUGUAACUUAAAGAAGGAUGAAAUUCAGCAUGUAUAUCUUUAUACACUAAAGUACAUUAUUUGUAAUAUACAUCAUUGCCACUUCAGUGUCAUUCAGUGGCUAUUUGCCAUACAUUUCUGCACAAUAUGCCAAUGUUUUUUAUGUGUCUCAAAAUGAUUUCUCACCAAUAUUCAUUAAAAUAAUUAUAUUCCUGUUUAUACAUACUUG
Nerophis lumbriciformis (worm pipefish) is the source of this 1123-nucleotide messenger RNA. RefSeq names its product transmembrane protein 221 (gene tmem221). The record is from RefSeq and is a predicted model, not a curated record. NCBI's taxonomy places the organism in Eukaryota, Metazoa, Chordata, Actinopteri, Syngnathiformes, Syngnathidae.